UAUCUCUCGCAGCGCUGAGCAUCGAGGUUCUAUCCACAGAGAGUGGAAGCAAUGGCCCUCUCCAUGGCGGCAGCGUUGCCUCUCUCCUCCUCCCUCUCCAUCGUCAGCCGAGGCCCAAGCCAUUCCGUUCCUCUCUCCACCAAUCUCUCCUUCUCCAACCACACCGCCAAUUCUAAGCGCCAAGGGAUGCUGAACAUAAGGUGCGUUCGCGUUGGCGGAGUGGAGAUUCCCAACAACAAGAGGGUGGAGUUUUCCCUGCAGUACAUCCAUGGCAUUGGUCGCUCCCGCUCCCGCCAGAUCCUUUGCGAUCUCUCACUCGACAAUAAGAUCACCAAGGACCUCUCCGAUGAUGAGCUUAUCUCCCUCCGUGAAGAGGUCUCCAAGUAUAUGAUCGAAGGCGACCUCAGGAGGUUCAAUAGGCUGGCUAUCCAGAGGUUGAAGGAGAUCCGGUGCUACCGAGGGAUCAGGCAUGAGAUGGGCUUGCCUUGCAGGGGCCAGCGGACGAAGAACAACUGCCGCACGCUCAAGGGCAAGAGGGUCGCCGUUGCCGGCAAGAAGAAGUCUCGCUAAGAUGUCAACUAUUCCAUCAGAUAAGUAAUGUGUUUUUCUUUAUCUUUUGUAACCUCUUUCUUUUGCUAUCCUUUGCCAUGAACUAGACACCGUUUGGAAAUUGAAACCUUUUUCUAGUGUAUAUUUUAUUGAUCAUGCCAUUCCCUUGUAGUUUUAUUGGGUGCUGUGUACAAGAUGACAUUUUUCUCAGUUAGAUUUGCAUUUGAAUGGCUUUGUUAAUCA
Molecule: messenger RNA, 792 nt
Organism: Dioscorea cayenensis subsp. rotundata (Guinea yam)
Lineage: Eukaryota; Viridiplantae; Streptophyta; Magnoliopsida; Dioscoreales; Dioscoreaceae
Product: 30S ribosomal protein S13, chloroplastic
Exons: 3
Coding region: 52-570 (172 amino acids)
Biological process (GO): translation
Cellular component (GO): mitochondrion; ribosome; small ribosomal subunit
Molecular function (GO): structural constituent of ribosome; RNA binding
Source: RefSeq, a predicted model, not a curated record